Mesorhabditis spiculigera is the source of this 1083-nucleotide messenger RNA. The record is from the annotation of a GenBank genome assembly. NCBI's taxonomy places the organism in Eukaryota, Metazoa, Nematoda, Chromadorea, Rhabditida, Rhabditidae.
AUGAUAACCUUCGCCUCUUCUACCAGCGAUUCUAAAGUCACUCGUGAUAUUUUGUAUUCAAGAAGAAAUAUUUCUCUAUACCCGGAUGAUCCUAAAAUCGCGGCGAUCAUUGGAUACGAAAGUAUUUUCCAGAAAACCGCCAUUCUCCUGAUCGCCUGGAUAUUGUUUCCGGUCUUCCCAGGAUACUGUUUAUCUAUCUACUACCGUACCCAAAUUCUGAAGAUUUUGAAUGAGAACGCCCUAACGAUCCAAGCGAUACUCCCAAUCGCCAUGAUGAGCCAAUGUUCCAUGUUCUUCUGGCGCCAAUUCCAGCUACCAUACGGUGAAAAAGCGCCAUACUUCGAGGAAGCGCCAUUUUUGCUGCUGGCCAUGGUCAGCGCCUGUAACCCCGUAAUUACCAUGUAUUACGUACUACCGUACCGACGGCGUGUCGUGGAAAUGAUUGGUUUCUGGAGACGAUCAUCGGCCAAAGUGCAGCUCUACGACAUCACUUUUGCUGCCUCGACUAGCACUACGGAAGCCACACGGGAACUUCUGGUUUCUGGCAGAAAUAUUUCCCUGUUCCCCGAUGAUCCCAAUAUCGCAGCUAUGCUCGGCUACGAGAGUAUUUUUCAGGGAACCACGAUGGUCCUGAUUGUUUGGAUCUUGUUUCCGGUUUUUCCGGGAUAUUGUCUAUCGAUUUAUUCUCGCACCAAAAUUAUGCAUAUUCUUAAUGAUAACACGUCGGCGAUGAGCAAUAGUACGAAGCGGGCGCAGCACGAUUUGAUCAAGGCCCUGACAAUCCAAGCCGUACUUCCGGUCGUGAUGAUGAGCCAAUGCUCGGUGUAUUUCUGGCGUCAAUUCCAGCUACCGUUUGGCGACAAAGCACCGUACUUCGAGGAGGCUCCAUUUUUACUGCUGGCUAUGGUCAGCGCCUUCAGCCCAGCAAUCACUAUCUACUACCUGCUACCGUAUCGCAAGCGCGUGGUCGAGAUCGUCAUUUUCUGGAAGAAAUUUGCCCGUACGAGGAUCUACGACCAUUCGACGCACUCGACAACAAAAGAGAAGCACAGCAACGGCACCAUUCAUAUUAAUUCCAUGUUU